Molecule: messenger RNA, 3952 nt
Organism: Radiomyces spectabilis
Lineage: Eukaryota; Fungi; Mucoromycota; Mucoromycetes; Mucorales; Radiomycetaceae
Exons: 3
Coding region: 94-3540 (1148 amino acids)
Biological process (GO): interstrand cross-link repair; double-strand break repair via synthesis-dependent strand annealing; replication fork reversal
Molecular function (GO): four-way junction helicase activity; four-way junction DNA binding; ATP binding
Source: RefSeq, a predicted model, not a curated record
CUCCGCUUACCAAAUUCCUCGGCUGGUGCCUCAUCCUUAGUUUUUUUCGAAUCGCUCACUCAUCGGCUUUGCUGGAUUACAGAGUCGUUUGACAUGAAUGGAUUUGACGAUCUUGAUGAUAGUUUUUUCACUUCGGAACUGCUAGCGGCGGUUGAGGAGGCCGAAAAACAGCAGGACGGGCCCCAGUCGCGAUCAACUCACGUACCGCUUUCACCAACGAACAGUGACGAUUUUGGUGACUUUGGCGACGAUCUAGACGUGGAAGCUUUGUCGAGAGUGGCAGAAUCCGCUGAGCAAAGUCAUCGUUCUGUGCCGUCUUCCCAAAGCCUUCCCCAGAGUCAGUUGACGUCUUUCUUUCAACCAUCGAUACCACGAUCUGCGCCAUUGGCAACGACAUCUAUACCGAAUACCACGCCGCAGUCGGCAGUAACGAGAACAACGUUCAAUCAGGCAGCAAGGCAUACCGAACGAUCGCAACCUCCUCCUCCGCCACCCUCAAGAGAUGUUGAGUCAUUUCACCCGCUGAAUCAUGAAGCACUACCGACAUGGAUAUACCCCAUUAACUACGAAGUACGUUUAUACCAACUGAAUAUUGUCCAAAAAGCCCUUUUCUCGAAUACCCUCGUUGCGCUGCCUACGGGUUUGGGAAAGACCUUUAUCGCGGCCGUUGUUAUGUACAAUUACUGGCGAUGGUUUCCUUGCUCAAAGAUCAUCUUUAUGGCUCCUACGCGACCGCUCGUUGCUCAGCAGAUCGAAGCAUGUUUCAAAAUUUGCGGUCUGCCGCAGGAAGACACGAUUGAAAUGACAGGACAAAUGCCGCCGGCAGCGCGAAAAACUCUGUGGGCGUCGAAACGCGUAUUCUUCUUGACGCCUCAAGUGCUGCAAAACGACCUUCAAUCCCAUCACUGUCCUGCCGACAAGGUUGCAUGUAUUGUCAUUGACGAAGCGCACAAGGCCACCGGUAACCAUGCGUACGUGGAAGUCAUCAAGCUUAUUGCGCGACGUCAAUCGCACUUUCGUGUGCUGGCAUUAACGGCUACUCCAGGCACCAAUAUUUUUAACGUGCAAACUGUCAUUACCAAUUUACGCAUCACCAAUGUCCAGAUCCGAACCGAAGCAUCGAUGGAUAUUCAAGAGUUUUCGCACGGACGAACAGUGGAAAACAUUGUUGUCAAGCUCGAUUACACCGCAGGUGCAUCGGGUGUAGUUCCUCAGGCAGUACAAGAAUUUCGAACCGAGAUUUUCCAGCCGGUCCUGGAAGGGUUGAAGAAAUUGCAAGCGAUCGAUGACACCAACGCCGACCGCAAUUCACCGUAUUCUUUGCUGAGUGCGCAAAAACGAUUCAACGAACGGGCUCGUAACUUCAAUGCUCAACUGAAAGGCAAGAUUUAUUCGGAAUUCUCCGUAGCCCAGCAUCUCAGUCGAGCCUACGAUAUGUUGUGUCAACAUGGUGUGACCCCGUUUCUCCAAACUACGGACAGCUUUCUUGACGGUCUGCGGGCAGAUGCGGCCAAGAAAUCGUUGUCUCAAGUAAAACAGAGGAUCCUGAAUAGCUCUCACCUGAAGCGACUGCUCACUACGUUGAGACAACAGCAACAACAGCGUGGAUUUAUUGGCCAUCCAAAGCUCGAAUGUCUCGUCAAUAUCAUUCUCCAGCAUUUAAGCAACGGUCAAGAUACGGACAUGAACGAUACCCGUGUGAUUGUGUUCUCGAGUUUCCGUAAUUCCGUCGAUGAAAUUGUCAAAGUAUUGUCGGAACAUGAACCUCUCAUACGAUGUUCAUCUUUUGUCGGUCAAGCUAGCAGUAAAUCAGGUGCGAAGGGUCAUAAUCAAAAAAUGCAGCAACAGCUCAUUGACCGCUUCAAACGAGGAGAGCUCAAUGUUAUUGUUGCGACAUCCAUUGGUGAAGAAGGCCUGGAUAUUGGUGAAGUGGACUUGAUCGUUUGCUACGAUACUCAAAACUCUCCUAUCAGAAUGCUUCAGCGAAUGGGUCGCACGGGCCGCAAACGCAAAGGUCGUUGUGUGAUGUUGAUGACCGAGCAUGAAGAAAAAAAGCUGUACAAAGCACGAGAAUCCUACAAGAUCGUUCAGCAAGCGGUGGCCAAAGGCGAUCGUCUGCAAUACUUUAGUCCGAAUCCUACUGUGAUACCCGAGAACUACAAACCAGUCAUAUGCAAGAAAGAACUUGUUAUUGGUCAGUAUAUCCAGCCAUCGACGGGAAAGCGAGGUCGUAAGCGGAAGGAAGAUGCCGCUCGCGUAAAAUCAGAUGGUACUUUGACAGACGGUGCAUUGCAAGAUUUCCUGAGUAGGCUGAGCACCUAUGGCGAACGUAUCAACAGUAUCGAUGAAGCCUCCGAUCGCUUCUGGCCUGUCAAAAGCAGCGCUGCAAAUGCGCGCAAGUAUAUAUCCUUACAAACGCAGCUAGGCUCAUCCAAACGGGUGGGACAUUCAAAACGGACGCAAGACUUUGUUACUUUAAUCAAGCAAAUGGAACAGCACAUGUUUCAUCAUCCGAUUAAUGAAGACAAGCGAUUGUAUCACACCGCAUUCGGGGCCACGGACGAACCAAUAAACCAGGCACCGGCACUAAUUAUUCCCAAACGUCGUAAAACACGUCCAUCGAAAGAAAACGAAGAGAGUAAUGAAAUGGAGCGCGACAACGUGAUGCCCAAACCACGAUUGCCUGCUUCUACACCCGGUCCAUCCGAGCCUGCAAUACCUGCAAUUCCUCUGGAAGAUGAAUGGAUACCGAAUAUUGCCUUGAUCACGCAAGGAAUUCCUGGUGAGGACACCGCCGAUUUUUUUCACGAGGAAAUGUCUUUCUUUGAUUACCAUGACGAUCCACCGCCAAACGACUACGACAUGCCAAGGAACGAACAUAAAGGCAAGGGAAAAGCUAAUGCGACAACGAUGCCAGUGGAGAAGGAAAUGAGUCCGGAAUUCAUGCUUGAUGAAGCGUUUUUCGAUGCUGCCCUGCUGGAUGAAGUAUCAUUGAUCGAAGCAACCCAGGGGAAACAGGAAUCACCGGCAAGGGUGGUUCAGGACGAAACAUCAGUCACCAAGCCGGAAACUGUGUAUAAUCCUAUGGAUUCAGUACCGGACGAAACGUCAAUAGCCAAGCCGGAAAUUGUGGACGAUCCUAUGGAUUCAGGACUGGACGAAAUAAUGUUACUGAACGACCAGCUGGAUGACAUUGAAAUGGUGAUUGCGGAGGAAGCAACUCCGGCCAGUCCUUCCGCAGCUACAGUCGAUGCAGUUGCCAAGGUAGAAGAGCAGUCAUGGCGACCAAAAGAAUGGACACGGAAAUCUGCGUUCAUCGAUAUCGCAAAGUAUAAAGACGUACUGCUUGUCGUGGGUGAAUCGCAAGGAAAUAUCCAAGAGGAGGAUCCCGCGUCUUCGUCUUCUGCAGCUUCGCUUGACGGCGAUGGACCGUUUACCUUUGAUGAUCCGCUACCGCCAGUCCAUCCAUACUAUGACAGCCAGCGCUUGAAAGCCAUCAAUGCGUCCCUCUAUUUCUGGAUGAAGCAACAAUCUCGCUGAAACUAUGUAUCACACUGAUAUCGUGGGUCUGCAGAAACAGACAAAUAUCUAGCACUUGAAGGUUAUUGACCUUGCUCGAAAGACUGCAGCUGGUGUAAUGGCCCGUUGUUGAAGACGAAUUACACGGCAUAUAUAUCAAGAUUCAGUGCGUGCAACCUGGACGAUACCAAACAUUUACGUCCAAUAGGGCACGUACAAAGGCGAACAGCCAAACUAAUGCUAUUGAGGCUGCAUUUGCAUUGUGCCGUUUGUUGGCAGGAUUUUUCAGGGCUAUAGAGUGAUCAGACUCUGUUGCCAAAAAGGAACUUAUUUUAUAAGCAACAUAUACUCUCAGUCAUCUCCUUAUCAACGGCCAACUGUCGAACACUAUUCGUCCAUCAUUUGCAUAAAUAAAUUGCUGUCCAUAACGAGU